Molecule: messenger RNA, 1315 nt
Organism: Hyla sarda
Lineage: Eukaryota; Metazoa; Chordata; Amphibia; Anura; Hylidae
Product: C-C chemokine receptor type 4-like
Exons: 2
Coding region: 115-1176 (353 amino acids)
Biological process (GO): chemotaxis; immune response; G protein-coupled receptor signaling pathway
Cellular component (GO): membrane
Molecular function (GO): chemokine receptor activity
Source: RefSeq, a predicted model, not a curated record
CACACUGCAAAGAGGAUAUAUAUCUUAUCUCUUAGAACGUAGUAUAACUACACUCAACAGUGCUAACCAAGAAACAAAGGAUUAGAACUGCUUGCCACUCUGAAAACAAAUAACAUGAAUGUUACAGAGAACAGUUUGUCCAGUACAGUGAACGAAUAUGAUUAUUCGGCGUUCUCAGUUUACUAUGUCAAGAAGUCCGACACAAUAUCUUCUAUUUUCAAGCCCGCUCUAUUCUGCAUUUUAUUUACUUGUGGACUUGUUGGGAAUUCCCUGGUCCUGUGGGUAUUAAUAUAUUUUAAGAAGAUGAACUCUUUGACUGACCUUUAUCUUCUCAACAUGGCUAUUUCUGACUUGAUGUUUAUAGUGUCAUUACCAUUUGUCGUGUACCAGCUCCUCAAUGAAUGGGUGUUUGGCGAUUUUAUGUGCAAGAUAUUGGCUGCAAUGUUUUUCAUUGGGUUUUUUAGCGGUAUAUUCUUGAUAACAGUCCUGAGUGUAGACCGGUAUCUAGCCAUUGUCCAUGUUGUAUCUUCACUCAAAUUUAGAACUAGGAAACUAGGACUGUUUAUUACCUUUGUCGUGUGGACUUUCUCUUUUUUGUUGUCUGCAACAAACUUUAUAUUUGUCAGAGCGGAGACGAACAAAGGCUUCACGGACUGUACAGCUGUCUAUCCAGGAAACCCCACACUUUGGACCCUCCUGUCAUACUUUCAAGUCAAUAUCUUUGGUUUAGUUAUCCCUCUGCUGAUUUUAGUGUUCUGUUACUCACAGAUUAUCAGUACUUUACACCGCAGCAAGAGUAUGCAGAAGAGAUAUGCAGUGAAGCUGAUCCUUAUACUUGUCCUGGUGUUCUUCGUAUUCUGGGCUCCCUAUAACAUAGUUGUCUUUUUACGCAUAUUAAACCUGUUGGGUAAAUUUGAUGAUCCGGAAUAUGAUGAGAAGCUGAAAACAGCAAUGGAAGUAUCUCAAACAAUCUCUUUUUUGCAUUGCUGUUUAAAUCCUAUCAUUUACACUUUUGCUGGAGACAAUUUUAAGAAGCAUCUUUUCUGCAUGUUCAACAAGCUGUUAAAGUACAUGAAUAUUAACAGAAGAUGUGGAUCGUUCGAGAAAGGCAGCGUUGAUCGAUCAUCCAUUACAGGACCAAAUACACGAUCUGUUUCUUCAGAUGCCAUUCUUUGAAUUCAUUAUUUGAUGACUAUAAGCUUGUAUUCUGUAAAUAUAUAAAUAUCUACCAAAAAAAUGAGACUGUUAUUGCUUCCCUUAAAGGGGUACUCCACUGGAUACUCUUUUUUUUUUUUUAAAUCAACUGGUGCCAGAA